This is a messenger RNA of Saimiri boliviensis boliviensis (Bolivian squirrel monkey), 6405 nucleotides long. NCBI's taxonomy places the organism in Eukaryota, Metazoa, Chordata, Mammalia, Primates, Cebidae. The record is from RefSeq and is a predicted model, not a curated record.
CUCUGCUCUGGGUAAAGGUAAUAGAACCCUGGGAAAGGGACAGGGUCCCAAGGGAUGCUCCGGGGGACUGGUGGGCGAGAGUGAAUUUCCGAAGCAGAACAGAUAGUUUAUUAGAACAGAAAGAAAUGGAUUUAUCUGCUGUUCGUGUUGAAGAAGUGCAAAAUGUCCUUAAUGCUAUGCAGAAAAUCUUAGAGUGUCCAAUCUGUCUGGAAUUGAUCAAGGAACCUGUCUCCACAAAGUGUGACCACAUAUUUUGCAAAUUUUGCAUGCUGAAACUUCUUAACCAGAAGAAAGGGCCUUCACAGUGUCCUUUGUAAGCCUACAGGAAAGUACAAGAUUUAGUCAACUUGUUGAAGAACUAUUGAAAAUCAUUCACGCUUUUGAGCUUGACACAGGUUUGCAGUUUGCAAACAGUUAUAAUUUUGCAAAAAAGGAAAAUAACUCUCCUGAACAUCUAAAAGAUGAAUUUUCUAUCAUCCAAAGUAUGGGCUACAGAAAUCGUGCCAAAAGACUUCGACAAAGUGAACCCCAAAAUCCUACCUUGGAAACCAGUCUCAGUGUCCAGCUCUCUAACCCUGGAAUUGUGAGAUCGCUGAGGACAAAGCAGUGGAUACAGCCUCAAAAUACGUCUGUCUACAUUGACUUGGGAUCUGAUUCUUCUGAAGAUACAAUUAAUAAGAAAACUUACUGCAGUGUGGGAGAUCAAGAAUUGUUUCAAAUCACCCCUCAAGGAACCAGGGAUGAAACCAGUUUGGAUUCUGCAAAAAAGGCUCCUUGUGAGUUUUCUGAGAAGGAUAUAACAAAUACUGAACAUCAUCAAUCCAGUAAUAACAAUUUGAACACCACUGAGAAGCAUGCAACUGAGAGGCAUCCAGAAAAGUAUCAGGGUAGUUCUGUUCCAAACUUGCAUGUGGAGCCAUGUGGCACAAAUACUCAUGCCAGCUCAUUACAGCAUGAGAACAGCAGUUUAUUACUCACUAAAGACAGACUGAAUGUAGAAAAGGCUGAAUUCUGUAAUAAAAGCAAACAGCCUGGCUUAGCAAGGAGCCAACAUAACAGAUGGGCUGAAAGUGAGGAAACAUGUAAUGAUAGGCAGACUCCCAGCACAGAGAAAAAGGUAGAUCUGGAUGCUGAUCCCCUGCAUGGGAGAAAAGAAUGGAAUAAGCAGAAACCUCCAUGCUCUGAGAAUUCUAAUAAUGAUACUGAAGAUGUUGCUUGGAUGACACUAAAUAGCAGCAUUCAGAAAGUUAAUGAGUGGUUUUCCAGAAGUGAUGAACUGUUAACUUCUGAUGACUCACAUGACGAGGGGUCUGAAUCAAAUGCCAAAGUAGCUGAAGCAUUGGAAGUUCUAAAUGAGGUAGAUGGAUAUUCUAGUUCUUCAGAGAAAAUAGACUUACUGGCCAGUGAUCCUCAUGAUGCUUCAAUAUGUAAAAGUGAAAGAGUUCACUGCAAAUCAGUAGAGAGUAGUAUUGAAGAUAAAAUAUUUGGGAAAACCUAUCGGAGGAAGGCAAGCCUCCCUAACUUGAGCCAUGAAACUGAAAAUCUAAUUAUAGGAGCACUUGUUACUGAGCCACAGAUAACACAAGAGCAUCCCUUCACAAAUAAAUUAAAGCGUAAAAGGAGAGUUACAUCAGGACUUCAUCCUGAGGAUUUUAUCAAGAAAGCAGAUUUGGCAGUUCAAAAGACUCCUGAAAAGAUAAAUCAGGGAACUAACCAAAUGGAGCAGAAUGAUCAAGUGAUGAAUAUUACUAACAGUGGUCAUGAGAAUAAAACAAAAGAUGAUUCUAUUCAGAAUGUGAACAAUCCUAACCCAGUAGAAUCACUGGAAAAAGAAUCUUUCAGAAGUAAAGCUGAACCUAUAAGCAGUAGUAUAAGCAAUAUGGAACAAGAAUUAAAUAUCCACAAUUCCAAAGCAUCUAAAAAGAAUAGGCUGAGGAGGAAGUCUUCCACCAGGCAUAUUCAUGAGCUUGAAUUAGUAGUCAGUAGAAAUCUAAGCCCACCUAAUUAUACUGAAGUACAAAUUGAUAGUUGUUCUAGCAGUGAAGAGAUAAAGAAAAAAAAUUACAACCAAAUGCCAGUCAGGCACAGCAGAAAACCACAACUCGUGGAAGAUAAAGAACAUGCAACUGGAGCCAAAAAGAGUAGCCAGCCAAAUGAACAAACAAAUAAAAGACAUGCCAGUGAUACUUUCCCAGAGCCGAGGUUAACAAACAUACCUGGUUCUUUUACUAACUGUUCAAAUACUAAUGAACUUAAAGAAUUUGUCAAUCGUAGCCUUCCAAGAGAAGAAAAAGAAGAGAAACCAGAAACAGUUAAACUGUCUAAUGAUGCCAGAGACCCCAAAGAUCUCAUGUUAAGUGGAGAAAGUGUUUUGCAAAUUGAAAGAUCUGUAGAGAGUAGCAGUAUUUCAUUGGUACCUGGUACUGAUUAUGGCACUCAGGAAAGUAUCUCAUUACUGGAAGUUAGCACUCUAGGGAAGGCAAAAACAGAACCAAAUAAAUGUGUGAGCCAGUGUGCAGCAUUUGAAAACCCCAAGGAACUAAUUCAUGGUUGUUCUAAAGAUACUAGAAAUGGCACAGAAGGCUUUAAGUAUCCGUUGGGACCUGAAGUUAACUACAGUCAGGAAACAAGCAUAGAUAUGGAAGAAAGUGAACUUGAUACUCAAUAUUUGCAGAAUACAUUCAAGGUUUCAAAGCGCCAGUCAUUUGCUCUGUUUUCAAAUCCAGGAAAUCCAGAAAAGGAAUGUGCAGCAUUCUCUGCCCACUCCAGGUCCUUAAAGAAACAAAGUCCAAAGGUCACUCUUGAAUGUGAACAAAAGGAAGAAAAUCAAGGAGAGAAAGAGUCUAAUAUCGAGCCUGUAGAGACAGUUAAUAUCACUGCAGGCAUUCCUAUGGUUUGUCAGAAAGAUAAGCCAGUUGACUAUGCCAAAUGUAUCGAAGGAGGCUCUAGGCUUUGUCUAUCAUCUCAGUUCAGAGGCAAUGAAACUGAACUCAUUACUCCAAAUAAACAUGGACUUUUACAAAACUCGUAUCAUAUACCACCACUUAUUCCCACCAGGUCAUUUAUUGAAACUAAAUGUAAGAAAAACCUGCUAGAGGAAAACUCUGAGGAACAUUCAGUGUCAUCUGAAAGAGCAAUGGGAAACAAGAACAUCAUUCCAAGUACAGUGAGCACAGUUAGCCAUAAUAACAGAGAAAAAGCUUUUAAAGAAACCAGCUCAAGCAGUAUUAAUGAAGUAGGUUCCAGUACUAAUGAAGUAGGCUCCAGUAUUAAUGAAGUAGGUUCCAGUGAUGAAAACAUUCAAGCAGAGAUGGGUAGAAACAGAAGGCCAAAACUGAAUGCUAUGCUUAGAUUAGGGCUUUUGCAACCUGAGAUUUAUAAGCAAAGUCUUCCUAUAAGUGAUUGUAAACAUCCUGAAAUUAAAAAGCAGGAACAUGAAGAAGUUCAGACUGUUAAUACAGACCUCUCUCCAUGUCUGAUUUCAGAUAACCUAGAACAGCAUGUGGGAAGCAGUCAUACAUCUCAGGUUUGUUCCGAGACACCUGACGACCUGUCAGAUGAAGGUGAAAUAAAGGAAGAUACUAGUUUUGCUGAAUAUGGCAGUAAGGAGACUUCUGCUAUUUUUAGCAAAAGUGUCCAGAGAGGAGAGCUCAGCAGGAGCCCUAGCCCUUUCACCCAUACACAUUUGGCUCAGGUUUACCAAAGAGGGACCAAGAAAUUAGAGUCCUCGGAAGAGAACUUAUCUAGUGAGGAAGAGGAGCUUCCCUGCUUCCAACACUUGUUAUUUGGUAAAGUAAGCAAUACACCUCAGUCUACCAGGCAUAGCACUGUUGCUACUGAGUGUCUGUCUAAGAACACGGAGGAGAAUUUAUUAUCAUUGAAGAGUAGUUUAAAUGACUGCAGUAACCAGGUAAUAUUGGCAAAGGCAUCCCAGGAACAUCACCUUAGUGAGGAAACAAAAUGUUCUGGUAGCUUGUUUUCUUCACAGUGCAGUGAACUGGAAGACUUGACUACAAAUACAAACACCCAGGAUCCUUUCUUGAUUGAUUCUUCCAAACGAAUGAGGCAUCAGUCUGGAAGCCAGGGAGUUGGUCUGAGUGACAAGGAAUUGGUUUCAGAUGAUGAAGAAAGGGGAAAAGAUUUGGAAGAAGAUAAUCAAGAAGAGCAAAGUAUGGAUUCAAACUUAGGUGAAGCAGCAUUUGGGUACGAGAGUGAAACAAGCAUCACUGAAGACUGUUCAGGGCUAUCCUCUCAGAGCGAUAUUUUAACCACUCAGCAGAGGGAUACCAUGCAAGAUAAUCUGAUAAAGCUCCAGCAGGAAAUGGCUGAACUAGAAGCUGUGUUAGAACAGCAUGGGAGCCAGCCUUCUCACAGCUCCCCUUCCGUCAUAACUGACUCUUCUGCCCUUGAGGACCUUCGAAAUCCAGAACAAAGCACAUCAGAAAAAGCAGUAUUAACUUCACAGAAAAAUAGUGAAUAUCGUAUAAGCCAGAAUCCAGAAGGCCUUUCUGCUGACAAGCUUGAGGUGUCUCCAGAUAGUUCUACCAGUAAAAAUAAAGAACCAGGAGUGGAAAGGUCAUCCCCUUCCAAAUGCCAGUCAUUAGAUGAUAGGUGGUGCAUGCACAGUUGCUCUGGGAGUCUUCAGAAUGGAAACUACCCAUCUCAAGAGGAGCUUAUUAAGGUUGAUAUGGAGGAGCAACAACUGGAAAAGUCUGGGCCACAUGAUUUAAUGGAACCAUCUUACUUGCCAAGGCACGAUCUAGAGGGAACCCCUUACCUAGAAUCUGGAAUCAGCCUCUUCUCUGAUGACCCUGAAUCUGAUCCUUCUGAAGACAGAGCCCCAGAAUCAUCUCAUGCUGGCAGCAUACCAUCUUCAACCUCUGCAUUGAAAGUACCCCAGUUUCAAGUUGCAGAAUGUGCCAAGAGUCUAGCUGCUGCUCAUACUACUAAUACUGCUGGGUGUAAUGCAGUGGAUGAAAGUGUGAGCAGGAAGAAGCCAGAACUGGCAGCUUCAACAGAAAGGGUCAACAAAAGAAUGUCCAUGGUAGUGUCAGGCUUGACCCCAGAAGAAUUUGUGCUCGUGUACAAGUUUGCCAGAAAACACCACAUCACUUUAACUAAUCAAAUUACUGAAGAGACUACUCAUGUUGUUAUGAAAACAGAUGCCGAGUUUGUGUGUGAACGGACACUGAAAUAUUUUCUGGGAAUUGCAGGAGGAAAAUGGGUAGUUAGCUAUUUCUGGGUGACCCAGUCUAUUAAAGAAAGAAAAAUGCUGAAUGAGCAUGAUUUUGAAGUCAGAGGAGAUGUGGUCAAUGGAAGAAACCACCAAGGUCCAAGGCGAGCAAGAGAAUCCCAGGGCAAAAAGAUCUUCAGGGGCCUAGAAAUCUGUUGUUAUGGGCCCUUUACCAACAUGCCCACAGAUCAACUGGAGUGGAUGGUGCAGCUGUGUGGGGCUUCUGUGGUGAAGGAGCUUUCGUCAUUCACCCUUGGCACAGGUAUCCGUGCAGUUGUGGUUGUGCAGCCAGAUGCCUGGACAGAGGACAGUGGCUUCCAUGCAAUUGGGCAGAUGUGUGAAGCACCUGUGGUAACUCGAGAGUGGGUGUUGGACAGUGUAGCACUCUACCAGUGCCAGGAGCUGGACACCUACCUGAUACCCCAGAUCCCUCACAGCCACUACUGAUUGCAGCCAGCCACAGGUACAGAGCCACAGGGCCCCAAGAAUGAGCUUACAAAGUGGCCUUUCCAGGCCCUGGGAGCGCUUCUCACUCUUCAGUCCUUCCACUGUCCUGGCUACUAAAUAUUUUAUGUACAUCAGCCUGAAAAGGGCUUCUGGCUGUGCAAUGUUCCCUUAAAGAUUUUCUGCCUCAAGUCUCCCUUUGAAAUCUGCCAUGAGCACAAAAUUAUGGUAAUUUUUUACCUGAGAAAAUUUUAAAACCAUUUAACCACCACCAAUUGAGCAAGAUGCUGAUUCAUUAUUUAUCAACCGUAUUAUUUCUAUUAGGGCUGUUGGCUUAGGGCUGGAGGCACAGAGUGGCUUGAGAGAAUAGCUGGUUUCCCUAAGUUUGCUUCUCUUUAAAAAACCCUGUGUUCACAAAGGCAGGGAGUCAGACCCUUCAGUGGAAGGAGAGUACUUGGGAUCAAAUAUGUGACUUAAAAUCAGAAUUGUCCUUGGGCAGUUCUCAAAUGUUGGAGUGGAGCACUGGGGAGAAAAUUCUGAGGCAGGUAUUAGAUAUGAAAAUGAAACUUGAGGGCCAGGCAUGGUGGCUCACGCCUGUAAUCCCAGCAUUUUGGGAGGCCGAGGCAGGCAGAUCACUGGAGGUCAGGAGUUUGAAACCAGCCUGGGCAACAGAGAUGGUGAAACCCCAUCUCUAUUAAAAAUACAAAAAUUAGCGCCGGGCGCGGUGG